This is a messenger RNA of Glycine soja, 774 nucleotides long. Its product is annotated as serine/threonine-protein phosphatase 7 long form homolog. NCBI's taxonomy places the organism in Eukaryota, Viridiplantae, Streptophyta, Magnoliopsida, Fabales, Fabaceae. The record is from RefSeq and is a predicted model, not a curated record. Bases 1 to 774 code for a protein of 257 amino acids. The transcript is spliced from 2 exons. Gene Ontology annotation, biological process: meristem development; meristem maintenance.
AUGGCUUCUUCGUCGUCAUGCUCAUCAAGUAUACAAACUAGGUUUGGUCCAAUUGAUAGUGACGUGUUGUGGAUGCAACCCAAGCAUGUUUCAGAACAUGUUUGGAAUGGGGGACCAGACAGAAAACUACACAUCAGACGAGCAGUCCCGACGUAUCAAGGUGAAGAACAAAUACCGGAGGAAAUUGUUCCUUUGCUUCGGCAAUGUGGGUUUUAUUGGAUCAUGAGGAUGGGAUACCUAAAGAUAAAUGUGGCCUUAAUUAGUGCGUUCAUUGAAAGAUGGAGGCCCGAAACCCACACGUUUCACCUGAGAUGCGGAGAGGCUACCAUUACUCUCCAAGAUGUGUCAGUUUUACUAGGUCUGCGUACUGACGGGGCACCAUUAAUUGGUUCAACUAAUCUUGUUUGGGCCGACUUGUGUGAAGAAUUAUUAGGAGUCAGACCACAGGAAGGGGAAAUUGAAGGCAGUGUCGUCAAAUUAAGUUGGUUGGCUCACCAUUUUUCUCACAUAAAUAUUGAUGAGGGUAACGUUGAGCAAUUACAAAGGUUUACCCGUGCGUGGAUCCUUCGAUUCAUUGGAGGUGUCCUCUUUGUUAACAAAAGUAGUAGUAGAGUUUCCUUAAAGUACCUACAAUUUCUACGUGACUUUGAACAGUGCAGCACAUAUGCGUGGAGACCUGCCGUGCUUGCGUAUUUAUAUAGAGAGAUGUGCAGCGCCACCGAUUACAAAGUUAAAUCAAUUGGAGGGUUUAGGUGGGUUGGGGUUGGAGCUUAG